Messenger RNA from Podarcis lilfordi (Lilford's wall lizard), 2521 nucleotides. NCBI's taxonomy places the organism in Eukaryota, Metazoa, Chordata, Lepidosauria, Squamata, Lacertidae. The record is from the annotation of a GenBank genome assembly.
AUGCGUUACUUUCUCCUUCUUUUGCAGCCGUCUCGAAGACUUUCCACUCAUGUCCUACUUGGAAGUAAGCUCCCUCUGCAUUUGAUGCAACUUCCUUAUUAUUAUUGAAAACAAAACACCAAACCCUCAGCAGUCGAGCCCUCUGGAUAUUUAUCAAUGGAAGUAUACUGUAUUCAAAGCAGGAGGAGGCGACAAUCCUUCACAUCCGCUUACUUGGGAGCAAACCCCGCUCAACUCAAUGGGGCUUGGUUCCAAAGUAAGGCAUGCACAGGAUUGCCCUGGUGGUAGCGCAUUUCCUCCAGUGCAAGGCUCAGGCUACGAUCCCUCAGCGUGUCCAUUUACAAAACAAAGCCAAAAGGCCGAUCCCUACGCCUGAUGUCUCGGAAGGAAGCCCCGCUGUAUUCAAAGGGUCCAAUCCAACUUCAUGGCGCAGCCAGGCUGCGCACUGACUGAAGAAUAAUGUCCACUGAGCAAACUAGUGGGGAUUUGCUUCUGCGUAAGCGCGCAUAGAAUUGCGCUUGUAUCUCUUUUGGCUUGGCCACAGAAUUUUUUCAUGCUUUUACACGUAUUACGCUUAACUAGGGGGUAAGUUUUCCUGAACACAGUGGAGCUUGCUUGCGAGUAAAUAUACAUAGCCUUGCACUACAAGGCUGAAAUCCUAUGCACAUUUACCUGGUAGUUAAGUUCCGUGGAGUGCGGUGGGGUUUACGAUCCGAGUAAUCACGCAGAGGAUUGCUUCGCAAUUGAGUUGUCUUGCAGCAGAGUUCAACCGGGCUUACUCCAAAGUAACCGGACAUCGGAUUGCCGUUUUACUCCUGAGUGAAUUCAAUAGGACUUUGUCUGAGUAGGCAUGGCUAGGCUUGCGCUGUUUAAGAACUGUAUCACCCAGCUGCUGGUGUUAUCAUCAGUCGCCUCCUAUUGGUAUGCGGCCCUACCACACAAUCCUGUAUGUGUAACAAGAGCCUAUACAUGUCCACGCAGAAGUAAAUCCUAAUGCCUUUAAUGGAACUUGCUCUCUGCUAAGUGUGCGUAAAAUUGCAGCAUUAAUCGGCACUCACACGAAAAGAACUAUACCCACCGCACAUUUAAUGCCUAGUUUAGAGAACUACACUUCGGGCACCAUUAACAAACUACAGUUCCCAAUAUCCUUCUUUAAGUAUGUGGUGUGUACGCAGUCAAAACCAACACACAGGAUUACUUCCGUCGUGUCCACACACCCAUUUUCAUUGUGUGGGGGACAAUUAAAAUGACCGCUGCAGUCUCCCCACCCACCCACCCACUUGGUUUAGGUUCAUUUCUUGAUGCAAACCAACCAUCCUACUCAAGGACAACUUACCCUGUCAAAAGGAGGCUGAGGUGCUUUUUGAGGGGAUUUCCCCCUUUCUCUUUCCCCCGCUUCUCCAAAUUUGGCCACCAGAACCAACAUCAGCCGCCACGCCACCCGUCGCGAUCCAAACCGAUGCGCCAGCUCCGUCCACUUUUUAUUGUUAGGAUGGUUAGUGGAGCAGCGCGCGCUUUGCGCUCGGAUCUCCGCCUCUGUACUGUUCAGCAACCCUAACGACGUCCCGGGAAGAAGCCACGAAGCCCCUGUGCCGCCCGAGGCGCCUUAAGGAACUUGGACGAAGACCUGAGCUGCUCUCUGGGCACGUGCUCCGACGCCUCCCUAGGGCCGCUCCAUCUUUCUCUUCCGGCGCCACACGUCGAGCGGCCGAGCCACCACCGGACUGGACUCAUCCCACAAACGCCCAAUCUUUCUGGGUAGCUGGGUGAGUGUAUCCCUCAAUCCCAGGCCUCCCCAGCAAUCCUUAGGCUUCGGACCUAGUUUCGAGCCCAAAACUCAGCCCCAGAAGACAGGGAGGGGAUGGGCCCCCGGAGCGCGUGCAGAGUGCAUCGGCCACGCCAAAGCUUUCUCGGAGCCCUCGAGGAGCACUAAGCGGUGGUUUGGAGACAGUUUUCCAAUAGCACCAAAACUCAGCCCUGGAGAGUGACCACAUCUAAUUGGGGUUGGUGGGCGUCUGCUGAGCCCGUUGACCGCAGCAGGUGGGCGGGAGCUCCAUAGAGAACUUGGAGACCUGUUCAGAAUCUGUUUUCAAAUUCGAGGUAGCUUCCGGGCAUGUGCAGAAUGCAUUAUACAGCCGCGGGGAGCGUUUUUCCCAAGGCCCUCUUCAUAGGAGUUGAGCCCUGGGUGUCCUCUCUCUUCUUGCUUCCCUCCUCCCUCCCUCCCUCCCUACUUGCCCGUCUCUCUCUCUCUCUUUUUUUCUUUCAGCAGGACGAAAUUAUCAUAUUCCGUGUCUCGCUGCUCCGGCGAUCGCCAAUUGGCUGCGGGAUUGCAACCGGAAAUGUCAACAGCCUCUGCUCGGCUGGCUACGGCGGCAGCGCGCCUGAGCUCAGCAAAAUCUUGGCACCGACGGCUGCCGUUCCUCCUCUCUCCCCUGGGUUCGCGCGCUCUCGCUCUUGUCCACCCAGUGUCGGGUCACUGUGUCAAUCCAGGCGAGAGAACCUUCAUCAAAAAGGGGUUUAG